Messenger RNA from Eruca vesicaria subsp. sativa (arugula), 1393 nucleotides. NCBI's taxonomy places the organism in Eukaryota, Viridiplantae, Streptophyta, Magnoliopsida, Brassicales, Brassicaceae. The record is from the annotation of a GenBank genome assembly.
CCUCUCUAUCUCUCUCUCUCAUUCUCCUUCUUGAGAAGAGACUCUCAAACACUCUCUCAAUCAAUCAAUGGAGUUUCAUCUCGAACACCCUCUCUCACAUUCUUCUUCAUCUUGUAUCCACAACAACUUCAACGACCAAGAAACAAAAGAUGAUGAUGAUGCUUUACCACCACACUCUCUCUUCCUCGUCGAGCAACAACACAUGCCUUCUCCUCAUUACUUCCAUACCCUUAAGUCCUCUUCUUCUCUUCUCUCUAAUCGAAACCACGCCAUUUCUUCAAUCUUUCAGUAUUCAAGAAAAUUCGACGACCAAUCUCUGACGUAUCUUGCUGUGAAUUAUCUAGACAGGUUCUUGUCCAGUGAAGAUAUGAUGCUGCAAUCAAAGCCUUGGAUUCUCAAGCUUAUCUCUCUUUCUUGUGUCUCUUUGUCUGCUAAAAUGAGAAAGCCAGAGAUAUCUGUCUGUGAUCUUCCUGUGGAGGGUGAGAUGUUUGAUGCUCAGAUGAUAGAGAGAAUGGAGAAUGUGAUUUUAGGAGCUCUUAAAUGGCGAAUGCGCUCUGUUACUCCUUUCUCCUUCCUCUCCUUCUUCCUUGGCUGUCUCUUUGAGCUCAAAGAAGGCCAUUCAGUACUAAAACAUUCACUCAAAUCUCAAGCUACUGAUCUCACUUUCAAUCUUCAACAUGAUAUCAAGUUCCUGGAGUUUAAACCAUCAGUGAUUGCAGCAGCUGCACUUCUCUUUGCUUCUUCUGAGCUCUGUCCUCAACAGUUUUCAAGUUUCAGUAACAGAAUCUGCCAAUGCACAUAUGUAAAUAAGGAUGAGUUAAUGGAGUGUUACAAAGCAAUGCAAGAGAGAGAUGUAGUUGAAGACAACGAAGGAAGCAAUGACACAGCAGUAAAUGUGCUUGACCAGCAAUUCUCUAGCUGUGAAGAAAGUGCAAUCACAGCUUCUUCACCUAAGAGGAGGAAAACUAUUACUACUAGUACUACUACUCGUCUAUCUUAAGCUGAGAAUGUGGUCUAAUGUUCAGACAUAAUCCCCAACCAAUGCAAUCACUUCAAACACACUUAUGAUGGUCCCCUUUUGAAAGAGACACUUUGCUCUUCCUUUCUUCUUCCCUGCUUCAAAAUAAGCCAUUACUCUCUUCAUGGAAGACAAGAGAGUGAUGAAUGAUCAAACACCAUAUCUCAUUGCUCCUUCCUUUGGACCACAUCACAAAGCUCAAAAAAGAAAAAGAAAAAAAUCAAUCAAUCUGUGUUAUUUCUAUCUACCAUUUUUUGUUUUUUGGGUGUUAAAAUAUUUCUACCUACCAUCAUGUUCUGUAUUUACAGUUUUGGUUUCUGCAGUUAAGUUGUUUCACUUGAAGUGGAAUAAUCAAUAAAUAUGGUUUCUUAUGUA